Molecule: messenger RNA, 525 nt
Organism: Knipowitschia caucasica
Lineage: Eukaryota; Metazoa; Chordata; Actinopteri; Gobiiformes; Gobiidae
Source: the annotation of a GenBank genome assembly
AUGCCAGGCCUCAGCUGUUUGGACUGUUUGGUGAAACGGCGUUUAUUGAAUGACAGAGGGGGACACGGCUCAAAGCACCAGCUCUGUCACACACACAAGUCCACACGCGAGACACAUGCCCUGGACACAGAGACACAUGCCCUGGACACAGAGACACAUGCCCUGGACACAGAGACACAUGCCCUUGACACAGAGACACAUGCCCUGGACACAGAGACACAUGCCCUGGACACAGAGACGCAUGCCCUGGACACUGAGACGCAUGCCCUGGACACUGAGACGCAUGCCCUGGACACUGAGACGCAUGCCCUGGACACUGAGACGCAUGCCCUGGACACUGAGACGCAUGCCCUGGACACUGAGACGCAUGCCCUGGACACUGAGACGCAUGCCCUGGACACAGAGACGCAUGCCCUGGACACAGAGACACAUGCCCUGGACACAGAGACACAUGCCCUGGACACAGAGACACAUGCCCUGGACACAGACACAUGUCAACAGAGGAAGCUGUUCCAUGAUCUGUAG